AUGGAUUCUGAAUUCCCACUCGUUUUCGACAAAUCGAAUCGAUACAACCAUUCAUUACUAAUGAAACUGUCCGAAGCAGUAAAAUCUAUUUAGGAAAUAAAAAACAGUGAACUAACUGCCGCAUGCUUAGCUAGAGAUUCUGAGAUUUUGAGGCUGGAAAAUAAAAUUUAUGAAUUAUCCUCUACUCUCAGAAAUUCAGAGCACCAGAAGUCUUCUCAAUUAAUUUCAAUAUUGACUCAAACUGAAGAACUACCCAACGUUCCGAAAAAUGAAAACAUAGAAAAUUUCGAGAACGAAAAGAAAUCGCUUUUAUUAAAGAUAAAAAACUUAGAAAAAUCACUUGAGAAUUCUGAAUCCAAGUGCACAGAAUUAGAGGGGCAUUUAAAAUCAAAAGAAAAAGAAAUUUUAAAAUUAAAAGUGCAAAUCAAAGAGCAAGAUUCAACUAAUGAGUCUAUGUCUUUUAUCAAAGGGAACUAUACAGAUAGAUCUAUGAGAAAUAAUAAUGAUUUCAAAGAUGGGGCCUCGCCAAGGUCGUUUUCACAUGAAAUCAAGGGGAAAUCAAAAAGCUCAAAAAAAUUAUCAGUGCCAAAAUUGUCUCUUAUAACAAUUAUCAAUGCAAAUAAUUCAAAUAUUAAUGUGCUUAAAGAAUCACCAGCUAGUGAAAGAAAGCAGGCAUACUAUUCCUCAAUUUAUAAAACUAUGAGAAAUUCACCAGUGAAAUGCUUACAAAAGAAUUUUCUAAGCAAUUUCUCAUAA
Blepharisma stoltei is the source of this 756-nucleotide messenger RNA. Lineage: Eukaryota; Ciliophora; Heterotrichea; Heterotrichida; Blepharismidae. The record is from the annotation of a GenBank genome assembly.